AAAAGUAUCCCCCGACCUUUCACCUCGAGAUUGUCGAUGUCGAUUUCACCGGCUAUUGACAGACAGAGAGGGCACAUGGGCGCAGAUCGGAAGCGAAUCUUCAUAGGUUUGGCGGUGGCGAUGUUCUUGGGAUCGGCAGUGUACAUGAGGCUUUGGACCAUCGACUUCUCCAUGUCUUCCGGCCAUGCCGAACUUCUCAGGAAAUGGAGGCAAUUCCACCUUGCGAACCGGGAGGCAAUGGAUGAAUCUGCGGAAUGGCGUCGUAUGUACGACCACGAACACGAUAGAGCUAAUAAAUGUAAAAGUGAUCUAAAUAAGCUUAAGGAAUCUUUUAAGAAGGUGGGGGAUGCUGCUAGCUUCGAUCAGAAGCUAACAAAGAUGCAAACGGAAAACUUAGCUCUUCGCACAAAAGUGGAUGCCUUACAGCAAAAGCUAAAGGCCGAGACGUCGAGAUGUGGCUCUCAAUAGAGCUAAUCAACAGACACUGAAUAUAGUACUAGCAUUGAAUUUGAAUUGAGAGGAGAUUAUUAUGCAAUCUCCACGAGACCAUUGACUUUCUCUUUACUUUUUCAUCUCAACCCAGCUGCUUAUUCCCAUAUUUCACUUCGGAGGAUUGGAUGGAUUGUUAAGACUGAAGUUUCAGCUGGGAUGACAAAGUGGAUAGAGGAAAGAGAAACAUUGAGCUGCAUUGUCGCUCCUCAUAGGCUAAGCAGUGACAAAAGAGGUGAAAAACAUGGAAGCUUCUUUUCAUGAAUCAAGUGUAAGUAUAAGGUUAGUUUGUAGAACAAUUUAGAGUACUCUUUUCUUCUCAGUACUCCUUUUAGAAUUCAAAUGAUUCAAUAAUUAAUUUGAAAUCCUGUUCAGAGCAAUUUAGAAUGUGGAAAUGAUUUUAAAUCUGGGGUUUUUAGGUAGGAUUUUGAGUCGAUAUUAUAUUUCAGCUGAAGACAAACUUAGAAACCAAUGAUUUGGUGUGACGUCACACUAUUAAAUGUA
Molecule: messenger RNA, 993 nt
Organism: Cucurbita maxima (winter squash)
Lineage: Eukaryota; Viridiplantae; Streptophyta; Magnoliopsida; Cucurbitales; Cucurbitaceae
Exons: 6
Coding region: 37-468 (143 amino acids)
Source: RefSeq, a predicted model, not a curated record